GUCGUGGCCGUCGUCGUCGUUGCUCCGUACAAAGCGAUGUAAAUCACAGAAUCCCUGGGUCCUGACGGAGCGAUUCCGACGACGUGUCGUCGUCGGUGCGUCGAGGAACGGCGCGAGGAUGCCGUCGAGUCGGUGGGAUCAUUCCAAAAAUUGGUACAUACCGAGUUUUGAAACACAAACGUUCAUAAAAUCUCGAGAAAGAUAUGUCGAAAUCUUAUUCAACGAUGAGGACUACGAUUAUAUGUGUGGUCAUGUAAUCGAUGGAAGAAAUUUGCUACCCGCGACGAGUUAUCUUGUAUUCGUUUGGCAAACUAUUGGUAUGAUGAAAGGUAUAACAUUCACAACAAUACCGAUAAUAUUUCGAGAUGUCAACUUUAUUCGCGCUACUCAUUUGACGAAAAGUGAUGCUAUAAAAUUGAUAAUUGCGAUACAGAAAGACGGGAAGUUUGAAAUAACCGAAGACGGUAACGUUGUGGUGACAGGUACAGUGCACGAGACAUUGAACCCAGAACAGGAAAUGAUUCGAACAGAUCUAUUACCGGCGAAUAACGACGAAGAAGAACAUAUGACUGCUCGAGAUAUCUAUAAAGAAUUGAGACUGCGCGGUUACCAGUACAGCGGCUGGUUUCGUGGAUUACAUAGCGCAUCUAUUUCAGGCAACAAAGGACAAAUCGUUUGGAAAACAAAUUGGGUAACGUUUAUGGAUACCAUGCUACAAAUGUAUAUUAUUGGAUACGAUACCAGGGACUUGUAUGUUCCGACGAGUAUUCAGAAAUUGGUGAUCAAUCCUGAGCUUCAUGCGUCAAAACUGCGGAAUAGCGCGACUGGCAUGGAAAAUUCGACAGAUAUAGAUAAAAAAUUACCGAUACAAAUAUACAGAGAACUAGACACGAUUAUAGCUGGCGGAAUAGAGAUUCGAGGCCUUAAAGCUACUCAGAUCUCUCGCCGGAGAUUGGCUCAAGAUGUUGUUACCGAAGAACACGUAUUUGUUGCUCAUCAUGAUCGCGCUAAAAUUUCUUUGAACGAAGCUAUUCGGAUAUCGGCGCAACUCGCGCUGGAAGAUCAUCAAAUCAUUAAAAUAAAAACCAUCGAGCUAGUGGAAGAUGUCGAUGACGUUGCAUUAGAAUAUCUCUCUUCUUCGUUGCUGGUUGAGGCUUUUGGUGAUGUGCCAUUAAUACAAACAAACAUCACUCUAUUAACAUCGCCGAAUCGUUUUAAUUCAGCAGAUCUACCACAGAACAUUACAAUCGGAGAUUUAAACAAACCAUCUGUAGAUGACAAAGCCUUAAUAGUUGCAGGAUUCAACCUUUUGACCAAACAACAAGCUUUGUUAGAACGACUUUUGUCAUUUCUGAGAGAAGGUGGUUAUCUGUUGUCACGUGAGAAAUGCGACGUAAUUGAUUACACCAAAUAUUUACAGCAAUACGAAUUAAAUGUUAUUCUUGAAAAGCGCACCGACAAAGAAAUGAUUGUGCUUCUGAAGAAGAAAAUUCCAAUAGGAAAAAGAAUUGUUGUUUACAUAAAUAAUGAUAACUUUAAUUGGCUGGAAGAUUUAAAGCUACUUGUGAGCGGUGAGAAGAAUCUCGAAGAAAAAAGUAGGAUUAUAAUUGUUGGAGAGAGAGAUUUCGAGUGCGGUUUGUUAGGUUUCGUUAAUUGUUUGAGAAAAGAGCCAGGCGGAGAGCUUGUUAGAGGUGUGCUUAUUCAAGAUGAAAUGGCGCCUAAGUUUUCUCUCCAGGACUCCCUCUAUAAACAACAAUUAGAAAAAGAUAUGAUCAUUAAUGUAUUGCGAUCUAAUAAAAACUGGGGAUCAUACAGACAUUUGCGAUUACUACGACCGGAAGCCGAACCCGUACCUACCGCUUAUAUCUGCCAAACGGUCCGUGGUGAUCUAAGUACAUUUUGUUGGAUAGAGAACAGUUUAUCUGUCGAAUCCCGUCGUGAGGAUUUGGUACGUGUAGUUUACUCAUCAUUAAAUUUCAAAGAUGUAAUGCUCGCGACUGGUAAAUUAGCAUCUAGUCAGGCGAUCUCACGAGGACGGUUAUCACAAUAUAUAUCCCUUGGAUUAGAAUACGUAGGAUUCGAUGCCAACGGGCAACGUGUAAUGGGAAUCCGUGAUACCAAUUGUAUCGCAAACGUUGUUGUGAAAGAUAAAGAUUUUUGCUGGAGGAUACCUGAUGCGUGGACAUUCGAAGCGGCUGCGACGAUCCCGUGUGUUUACAGCACGGUUUACUUAGCCUUAUACAUAUAUGGGAAAAUGAAAAAAGGCAAUAAGAUACUUAUACACUCUGGUACUGGAGGCAUUGGACAAGCAGCUAUUCAUCUCGCUCUCAAAGAAGGAUGCGAAGUAUUUACUACUGUGGGCACGAACGACAAACGGAACUUCAUUAAGAAGAUGUUUCCGAGUAUUCUGGAUGAACACAUUGGAAAUUCGCGAGAUACCAGCUUUGAACAAAUGAUAAUGCGAGAAACGAACGGUCGCGGCGUCGACAUCGUGUUAAAUUCAUUGGCAGAAGAAAAGUUAAUCGCGUCAGUUCGUUGCUUAGCGAAAAACGGUCGUUUUCUGGAGAUUGGCAAAUUUGAUCUCAUUUCUAACAAUCCACUAGAUACGUCCAUGUUUCAGAAAGGUAUUAGCUUUUAUGGGAUUUUACUCGACAAUAUGUGUACUGGCGAUCACAAGUAUAAGUCGCUAUUGUCCAAAAUGGUAGCCGACGGUCUUGAAGAUGGAACCAUUAAACCAAUUCAAGUAAAAGUUUUUUCAAAAAUAGAAAUCGAAGAAGCUUUCAGAUACAUGGCGAGUGGAAAACACAUGGGGAAGAUAAUUAUAAAUAUCCAGGAAAAGGAUAAACCUUUAGACAAGUCGAUUGUCGCAUAUCGUCGAUAUUACUGUCUCAGAAAUAAAAGUUAUAUUAUACUAGGAGGUCUGGGUGGAUUCGGUUUGGAGUUAACCGACUGGCUGAUAUUUCGGGGCGCCAGGAACGUCGUGUUGAUAUCGCUAACUGGAAUGAAAAACGGGUACCAACGCAUGAAAGUUCGACUAUGGAAAUCGUACGGUGUAAACGUGCUGAUCAUCAAGAAUAUCGAUGUUGCUGAUCCUAAGGACUGCGAAUACCUCUUGCGAAUUGCCGAAAGGGAAGCACCGGUAGAUGCGAUAUUCAAUCUCAGUGUGGUGCUGAAGGACAGUGUCCUGAAGAAUCAAACCGCGGAGACCUUUGCGGAGUCCUUCCAAUCAAAGGCUCGAGCAACGCAAACAUUGGACAAGCUUUCUAGAAAGAUCUGUCCUCAACUGCGGCACUUUGUAGUGUUUUCUUCCGUUUCCUGCGGCAGAGGAAAUGCUGGACAGACUAAUUAUGGCAUGGCCAACUCCAUCAUGGAGAGAGUGUGCGAGAAAAGAGCGGAGGAAGGAUUACCCGGAUUAGCGAUUCAGUGGGGGGCUGUGGGUGACGUGGGUCUUGUCGCUGACAUGCAGGAGGACGAUAAGGAAUUAAUUAUCGGUGGCACCUUGCAGCAAAAAAUAUCUUGCUGUCUCGACGAGCUCGAUAAGUUUUUAAUUCAAAGCCGACCGGUUGUAAGCAGCAUGGUCGUAGCUGAAAAGAAAGCGGGAUCUUCCGGGCUUGACAGACUGGUAAACACUGUCGCCAAUAUUUUAGACAUAAAAGACAUGAAGGUUGUAAGUCAAAAUUCAUGUCUGGCCGAACUUGGAAUGGACUCCAUGAUGGCCGUGGAAAUUAAGCAAACUUUGGAACGCGAGUUUGACAUUUUUUUGACUGCGCCAGAGAUACGAAAUCUUACCUUCGCGAAGCUCAAUAAGAUAUCCAAUGCAAAUGUUAGCGACGAUAAUACGCAAGACAAGAAAAAAUUUGAUAUAGUGGAGCCAGACGUUAUAAAAUUCCUAGUUGGUGUUCUAAAAGACGAAGAUUUUAUUUCAGAAGCCUGUUUAGAUGUCUCGACUAAAAGACAGAAAUCUACGACCGAAGUAUUUCUUAUACCGGGUAUCGACGGAUGUGGAACCAUAUUCAAUUAUUUGAUACCAAAUAUUAAAUUUUCAAUAACGUCCUUGCAUUAUAAUACAAACAACAUCGAUGCUACGAACAUUAUAUCGGAGACGACUGAUCAUCUCACAAACUACAUAUUACCAAAACUGAGAGGUGGAAAAGAUUUCGUAAUGGUGGGAUACUCUUUCGGAUCUAUUAUCGCAAUUGAGUUAACCAGAAGAUUGGAGGAUAUGAAUUUUAAAGGCCGGCUGGUUCUCAUCGACGGCGCUCCUGAACAAAUACAAACAAUGUACAAACAUUUUACAUCAAAUCCUAAUACAGAUCUUCAGAUUAUUGUUCUAACCAAUAUCAUGGAAGUUUAUUCAGCAGGAAGCAGUGAAAAAAUUCUAAUGGAAUUGAAGAAAUGUAAAACCUGGGAAGAAAGAUAUAAUAUUUUUGCUGAACAAUUCUUAGCUACGAAUACGUCACUCUCACCCGCAAAUUUAAAGACGCUAUGUACGACAGUUUAUAAAAAUGUAUCCGCAAUUCGGCAAUAUGAUCCUUCUACGUUGCCGCCUAUUAAGUCUUCCAUAAUAUUGCUAAAAUCAGCAUUCUCAUUGCAUAUACCACUUAAAGAGGAUUGUGGUUUGCAGAAGGUAACUCAAAAUCUGGUGAAAGUACAUUACAUCGACGGUACUCAUGUGACGAUCCUGAAGAGUGAGAAAGUACUAGCUGCGAUUAACGGAGAGCCACCAUUUAUAAUUUAAUGUUUUAAUUUAUUUAUACUUUAAAUUUAAAGUCACAUUUGUUCCUUAUACAUAUAAAUCUGUAUCUCUGUAUGUGUAGGUACUGGCUGUCUCAUUUUAAACUACUUUCCAAAAGUUUUACUCCUUUUAAUUUUAAAAGAAAAUGUUUUAGACAAAAGUUGUAUAAUCAGCAGAUGGACAAAUAAUGAUGAAAUAA
Temnothorax curvispinosus is the source of this 4934-nucleotide messenger RNA. RefSeq names its product fatty acid synthase-like. Gene Ontology annotation, molecular function: fatty acid synthase activity; phosphopantetheine binding; oxidoreductase activity. The record is from RefSeq and is a predicted model, not a curated record. NCBI's taxonomy places the organism in Eukaryota, Metazoa, Arthropoda, Insecta, Hymenoptera, Formicidae. The transcript has 11 exons. Gene Ontology annotation, biological process: fatty acid biosynthetic process. The coding region runs from base 119 to 4738 and encodes 1539 amino acids.